Molecule: messenger RNA, 1202 nt
Organism: Aspergillus aculeatus ATCC 16872
Lineage: Eukaryota; Fungi; Ascomycota; Eurotiomycetes; Eurotiales; Aspergillaceae
Product: putative nucleoside-diphosphate-sugar epimerase
Exons: 3
Coding region: 108-1136 (342 amino acids)
Source: RefSeq, a predicted model, not a curated record
GCGAUCUCUUGAUCUUCCUUUCAUUGUCUUCAUUCAACGAGAAGAACUCGCAUCAUACCACUAGCACCUAACGCAAUCAAAAGCUCACCCUUCUACUGAAGCACAACAUGGCUCCCAUCAAGGCUUUCGUUACUGGCGCCACCGGUUACAUUGGUGGAGACGUCUUUUACAAUGUCCACCAGGCACACCCUGACUGGGAAUACGCGGUAUUGGUUCGCAGCAAGGAGAAGGCAGAGAAGCUCUCCAGCGAAUAUCCCAAGGUUCGCGUCGUGUUGGGAGACCUAGAUUCCGCGGAUAUCAUCGAGGAAGAGGUCAAGAAAGCCGACAUUGUUUUCCACACCGCCGACUGCGACCACGUUGCGUCUGCUGAGGCCAUCGCCAAGGGUGCUACCCAUCACACCCCGGAGCGCCCCUUGUGGUGGAUUCACACCUCUGGAACCGGUAUUUUAACAGUCGAGGACUUCCGUGCCAACACCUGGGGUCGGUACCGCGAAAAGGAGCACGACGACUGGGAUGGCGUGGAUGAGCUCCUCAACCUGCCUUCUGACUCUCUCCACCGCAAUGUCGAUGAGAUUGUCAUUGCCGCUGGCAAGCGCGACCCCAACAGCGUCAAGAUUGCCAUCGUCUGCCCGCCUACAAUUUACGGCCCUGGCCGUGGUCCCGGCAACCAGAAGAGUGUGCAGGCCUACUGGCUGGCAUCUGCUGUCUUGAAGCGGAAGAAGGGCUUCUUGGUGAACGAGGGCAAGAACAUCUGGCACCAGAUCCACGUGCGAGACCUGAGCGACCUGUAUCGGCUGUUGGGAGACGCUGCUGCUGCGGGCGGCGGCAAUGCCACCUGGAACGACAAGGGUUAUUACCUGGCUGAGAAUGGCACCUUCGUCUGGGGAGACAUCUCGCGGGAGGUGGCCAAGGUCGCUUAUGAGAAGAAGCUGAUCUCGUCUCCUGACGUGGAGUCCAUCUCCGACGACCAGGUGAAGGAAUUGAACCAGUUCGGUCUCUAUGCCUGGGGCAGCAACUCUCGUGGCCACUCUUACAGAGGCAGGAAGCUGCUCGGAUGGUCUCCUCACAGGCCUAGCCUGAAGGAGCUUAUUCCUGAAAUCGUCGACAUUGAGGCCAAGGCGUUGGGCUUGUUGUAAAUUGCAAACCAGAGACUGUCGUGUAAAAUGAGGCUAAUUUGAUGAAUGAAAUGACUAUCCCUCUCC